AUGCAGAAGGAGUGGUUUAGGCCUGGAAAUGACUCGGGUGGGUGCUCUCACCUGUGCCACCUCCCCGUGUCCCAGCCAGCAGCCCUGGCGCUGUUUGUCCCGAGUGUUCGAGCCCCCGGGCCGCGCACCCGGCGUUCCUUCAGUCACCCGUCCUUGUCACCGCCGGGGGUGACUCCUCUCCCCGCUUCGCUGCCCUUCCCGCGGCUCCAGCUUUUCGGGAAUCCACCGUCCUUCCACCAGCAGAGGGAAGCAGAAGGAUGCGUUCAUGCCCAGCCAGCGCUCGCGGGUGCCGAGGGCCUCCUGGGCUUUCUGGGUGCGCCUUCCCAGCUCUUCCUCGGCUGGGGGAAGGAGGAUGCCCUUCCACAGCCUCCCGCUGGCUGGGGACUACGUGGUAACCCCAGAACUCCCAAAAUUACCUACAGGAAGGGUUUCUGGAACUCGGUACCGGGUCAUCCCAACAUGGAUUCCCUCCCCAAGGGAACAACAUCUUCCUUCCACUCAAAGGCUUCCCACCUAACCAGGAACAAGGAAUUUACUCCAGAUUUAUUCCAGAAUCUGCAGCCUCGGCCACACAAACCCACCAGGGAGGCAAAGAAAACUCCUUCCAGCUGGGCUGGCAACGAGAGCUGCAGAGAGGCUUUGAGAGUGCUUCUGGAAGCCAGAGCUGCCAUCCCCAGCUAUUCCAUCCUGCCACCACUGCAGAGGGAUGAAAAGGCACGAACAGAAACUCCCUUCUCCCAAGCCCUCCCACCUCUUGGGAUCCUCAUGGGAAGACAAAUAAAUCCAUCAGCAGAUCGUUCAAAAACAUUUAUUGUCACCACACAGUGA
Motacilla alba alba is the source of this 828-nucleotide messenger RNA. RefSeq lists its product as uncharacterized. Lineage: Eukaryota; Metazoa; Chordata; Aves; Passeriformes; Motacillidae. Bases 1 to 828 code for a protein of 275 amino acids. The transcript has 3 exons. The record is from RefSeq and is a predicted model, not a curated record.